This is a messenger RNA of Nematostella vectensis (starlet sea anemone), 1722 nucleotides long. RefSeq names its product neogenin-like. Gene Ontology annotation, cellular component: signaling receptor complex; external side of plasma membrane. Gene Ontology annotation, biological process: cytokine-mediated signaling pathway. The coding region runs from base 502 to 1722 and encodes 406 amino acids. The record is from RefSeq and is a predicted model, not a curated record. Lineage: Eukaryota; Metazoa; Cnidaria; Anthozoa; Actiniaria; Edwardsiidae. The transcript is spliced from 5 exons. Gene Ontology annotation, molecular function: cytokine receptor activity; cytokine binding.
AUCAUCACCAUCGUUAUCAUCAUCAUCAUUAUCGUCAUCAUCAACAUCAUCAUCAAUCAUAGUCAUCAUUAUUUUGCGAUUAUUACGUUUGAUCUAGUCAGAGUUGCAUUGAUAUACAAAAGUCAAUAUUGAUUAAAACAACGCUCGGAUUAUCCAGCUCCCCUCAACCCGCCCGAUGAAUUUGCGGCCGAAGGAUUUAACCAGACUUGUAUAAAGUUGAAGUGGAAGAAGCCUCCGGGGCGCGUCACUGGCAUUUACAGUAAAUACCUCAUCUCCUACUGGCUAUCAGGCCACGCCCCUGUGUCGAAUGUAGACGUCACCAACAUCACCGUUUCUGUUGACCCACGAGAAAAGGGCUCGUAUACUGAGCUUAUACGUGGGCUUCAGUCCGAAAGAGUGUACAGUUUUAAGAUAACAGCUUUCACUGUAGACUACGGGCCGUUCAGCGAUCCGGUAUCAGCACUGGCCAGUGGAGUCCCUAUUGAGCCACCAUCCAACGUCAUGUCACACAACGGCACUUCCCAGAAUCCCAAGCACACCUGCUUUAUCACAUGGGAAGAUGUGCCCGCGCAUGCCCAAAGAGGAACUCUGCUGAGUUACGUCGUAACAUAUCGCCUGGCCACCAGAGACGAGAGGGUCUAUACAGUUGACACGACCGUGCCGAGUUGUAAUAACAGCGUGGUGAUCGAAGGUCUCGAGAUGUAUUCCACUUACAUUGUGACGGUGGCCGGAUUGACAAGCUCGGGGUAUGGUGUGGCUAGUGAUCCAGUUUAUUGCUACACCGACGGUUUAGCACCCACUGGUCACGUGACUAUUUUGACAAGCUCCACCCAUUCCAAGCACAGUUGCCUGAUUGGCUGGGGCCCUGUGGACGAAGCUCUGCGUUAUGGACAAAUCCUUGGUUACAACAUCACUUAUAACGGAAGUGACGUCACAAAUAUGGUGGUUGACAGCAAUACCUUAAGCGCAGUGGUCAGCGGUCUAGACGUGUUCACGCAGUAUGUGUUUACCGUGAGGGCGUUCAAUAAAUAUGGACUGGGGAACAAUGCGAGCUCGACCGCGUGUCGUACUGGUGAAGGAGCACCUCCAGAGAUCCCACGAGACCUUGCAGUACUGUCCACAGAAUGGGAGUACCGUCCAAGCGAUUCAUGUGAGCUGGAAUGGAGUCCCGUGACAUCAUCCAUAGCGGGCACCAUGAGAGGUUACGCCAUCCGAGUCUAUAAUACCAAUGCGACAAAUCCAGCAGAACAGCUCAUCGCCUUAUGCGUCAGCAAAACUACGUACAACUUAACAGACCUAUCGCCUUUCCACAUGUACAACAUCUCGAUAUCAGCGUUCACCACGGAGUAUGGGGAAUUUAGCCAAUCUGUGUCCUGUCUUACGGGGGAAGCUCGUCCUCAUCCUCCAAACAUUUCAUGUCAAGCAAUCGGAAGUGACUCCAUAAGAAUUCUGAUCGAAACUAUCCCCAUGUCCCUGCGAAACGGGAUAAUACGGGGCAUCCUUGUAGAAGUUCACCAAGAAGGCAUGGGCCAAGUUCUAAACAAAGAAGCCCUUUGGGCGAGCCAGUAUGAUGUCCAUGGCCUUAAGGUUUAUACGAAUUACACCGUCAGGGUGGCUGCCACGACAUUGUUUAGGGGAAACUUCAGCGAGGAAAUCCUAUGUACGACGAACGAAGGCGGUAAGUGCCGCAAUAGUCUAACAGCCGCCAUUUUACCAUCCUAA